Messenger RNA from Gasterosteus aculeatus aculeatus (three-spined stickleback), 2536 nucleotides. Lineage: Eukaryota; Metazoa; Chordata; Actinopteri; Perciformes; Gasterosteidae. The record is from RefSeq and is a predicted model, not a curated record.
CUUUUAUUUUUCUCUCUAACCGGAAGUACUGUUUUUGGCAUUAUCAAGGUUAUUUUUAUUUAAAAAUCUGCCGGAUUUAUUGUGUGACAUGAGCCUCAGUUUGUGUUGGCGGCGGCCGUUCGUGAUUAACGACGGAAGCAGGGUCACCGUAGCGAGAACCAGGACAUGACCGGGACCGGGACCGGGACCGGGACCAGAAGGAGACGCUCCAACCCUUCCUCUCAGCAUUCCCAGUCCUCCUAUUCUUCCCAGCAUUCCCAGUUGUCCUAGUCCCCCCAGUGCUCCCACCAUGAGCGUCCAGCCCCGCAGAAUCCGUCUGAAGCCCUGGUUGCUGGCCCAGGUGAACAGCGGCAGGUACCCCGGUCUGCAGUGGCUCAGCUCGGAGCAUCGACUCUUCCAGAUCCCCUGGAGACAUGCCACACGGCACACGGCAGCGCCAGAGGAGGAGAACACCGUAUUUAAGGCCCGCUUUCUCGCACUCCAACCGCUCUUCCUCAAUCUGGUCUGGCAGCCGCCCUCAGCUGUGUUCAGUCAGGCCUUUUGAGCUGGUGGACCAGCGAUGUCGAUCCUCCGAUUGGCCGGGACUGCUGGGCGGGUCUUCUCGAUCCUCCAAUCAAGAGUGGGGGAUGUCACAGCCUGCUUUGCAUAUAUUUAACUUACACUCAUGAGGUUGCUGACUGCAGCGAUAACACAUAACAACAACAUGCACUGAGUUCAUAUCAGAUGUUUGUUUGCGGCCCUCCGCUAUGAAAGCCCUGCUCUGUGUCUUGCAGGCGUGGGCUCUAGAGACAGGUAAAUACCAGGAAGGCGUAGAUGAACCUGAACCUGCCAAGUGGAAAGCAAACCUCCGCUGCGCUCUGAACAAAAGCAGAGAGUUUCAGCUGAAGUAUGACGGCACAAAAGAAACUCCGGUUCAGCCGUACAAAAUCUAUGAGGUGUGUGAGCAGAGCGGAAACACGGAUGUGGUAGAUGGUGAUGAUGAGGAGAUGCCAAAUAUGAUGGACCUCACAAUCAACCCCAAGACGGGUGACCCACCCUCCUUCAGCUCCUUCCCAGGGCAAUCAGAGGCAGCGUUUGAGCACAUGAUCCCUGUGACCUCUGACCUCCAGGCUCAGGGUAGCUUUUGCCCAUUUGCUAGUGCAUCACUCUCCAAAAAACUCCAGGAACUGAAUCCCCUGCCCCGCCCGGCAGAGUCCACUGGCCCUGGGCCGGCACUGAUGGAGGCCAGUAACAUGGGGGACGUCCAGAACCACCAACCCAGCAAGUAUGACCUGCUAAGCAGCGUCCCACUAACAGACCUUGACCUGAGGUUCCAGUACCGAGGCCGGACAGCCGGUUCGCUGACCGUCAGCAACCCUCAGGGCUGCAGGCUUUACUACGGCCACCUGGAGCCAACCCCAGAGCAGGUGGACCUGUUUGGACCAGUCACCCUGCAGCAGGUCCUGUUUCCUGGGACGUCGGAGGUUCAAAACCAGAAGCAGAGGUUCUAUACCGAGGCCCUGCUGGACGUCAUGGACCGUGGGCUGAUCCUGGAAAUCUGGGAGCAGGACAUCUAUGCUGUCCGCCUCUGUCAGUGCAAGGUCUUCUGGUCUGGACCCGGCAUGCCGGAGCAGGGUCCACCGAACCCCCUGGAGCGGGAGAAGAAGAUCAAGGUGUUCAGCCUCAACGACUUCCUGCAAGGGCUGAUUCUGUUCCAGAGAGGAGAGACGCAGAACCCUCCCCCCUUUGAAAUCUACUUCUGCUUCGGGGAGGACUGGCCCGACAAGAAACCAAAAGAGAAGAAGCUCAUCAUUGUUCAGGUUGUUCCUGUCGUGGCUCGGAUCCUGACAGAGAUGUUCUCUGGCGAACUCAGCUGGUCCACCGACAGCAUCCGGCUUCAGAUCUCAAACCCAGACGUGAAGGACCAGACGGUGGAGCAGUUCAAGGAGCUGCAGAGGCUCCUGCAGAGCCAACACAUCCAGGGGCCGUGGACCCCCAGCGUCUCUUGAUCCACAUCCAGGGCCCCCAGAGCCCCCACGUCUCCUAAUACACAUACAGGGGUCCUUGACCCCCACUCUUCUAAUCCACAUCCAGGGGUCCUUGACUCCGACACCUUAUGGUCCACAUCAAGGGGCCCUGAACCCAGACCAGACGGUGCGGUUCAAGGGAUCCCCCCCCCCGAUGCCUCCUGGUCCACAUCUAGAGGCCCUAGCCCCCCCAUGUCUCUUGGUCCACAUUCAGGGGCUCUGGAGGUUUCCUCCGAGUAACGACAAUCAAACUGGAGACAUGUUGAAGAUUCCAAUGGUUCUAAAUGCUUCAUUUCCGAUAGACUAAAUCUCAUCUGAUGUGAAACUAAAGCUUCACAGCUCCUUCCACAUCAGCUUUAGAAGUGAAACUUCCCGUUUGAACUAAAGAAGUGAUCAUCAGAACCGAUCCAAGAAGUCUGCAUACAUAUACACAUACAGUUUAGUCUUUUUGAAGUAUUGUUAUGACAGAUCUCUCCUUUAAACUCUAACAUGUUCAACGAUCAAUAAACACCACUAUAUACUACACCAGA